AUGGCUAAAUAGUUUUACUUGAUUUUUUCUGAUAAAAAAAUAAAGUUGAAAAGAAAAGAAUAUGUUCUCGGAAGGAGCAAGGCUUAAGCAUCGAUAAUAAUUAAAAAUGAAUCAAUUAGCAGACAACAUGCAAAAUUGAUUGUUGGCAAAUCUAGUAUCACCAUUUAAGAUUUGGGAUCUGCUAAUGGAACAGAAAUUAACAAUAGAGCUAUAAAACCAAAUUAACUAGUUUUGUUGAGGGAAGGAAUGAAGAUAAAAUUAGGUGAAUAUGAAUCUGAACUUGAGAUAUAAUUUGAAACUAUAGAGAGCGAUGUGGAACUUUCAAGAUCAAGAAGUAGAUCAAGUUCAUAAAAGAAAACUUAAUAAAACAAGGUUAAUCAGGAAUAAUAAAAAAAACAAAAAAUUUGGAACAUGGGAGGAUUAAGCAAAGAAAAUCAAGAUAAACUUAAAAAAUUAAUGGGGGCUAAAAAUGAAUCAGAUGAUGAUGAAUAGGAGAAGUAAAAGGAAGAAAUUGAGAAGAGAAAUAAAGAAUUAGAGUUACAAUACAAAAGGGCAAUGCAAAGAUAAAAAUAAAAAGGCAUUGGUUUGUGA
Molecule: messenger RNA, 591 nt
Organism: Paramecium octaurelia
Lineage: Eukaryota; Ciliophora; Oligohymenophorea; Peniculida; Parameciidae
Source: the annotation of a GenBank genome assembly